AUGGAACUGCUAGCCACCAACAUUAAGCAGUGCUUUAAUGGUAUUCAGACCUUCAUUGACCACCUUUGGCUACCCUGUAGAUCUAAAUUUAACCCCAGGAAGUCUCGACCACGCCGCCAUGCUCCUGUUACUUCGUUUUACUUAUUGGAUUAUGACCGGAGGAUUGCUGAGAUGGGUAUAGAACAUGAGCCUCCCGCUUUCCAAAUCAUUGGGCAGAAAUUGACAUUUAAGAAAGGAAGAUGGACAGCUCAGUCCUGUAAUGGUAUCUUUACAUCCAGCCAGCCCGACCUGCUGAAGAAUGUCAGAGAAAAGAACCGAGUGCUCCAAGACCAGAACAAUAUCCUGCAGCUGAAGUUGGAAUUGGUGAUGGACAUGUUGACUGAAAGUACCGCUGGCCUUCUACUGAUGGAAGAGGAGGAGGAAGAGACAGAGGGAAAGGAAAAGGAGAAGAAGGAGGAGGAGGAGGAAGAGCAGGAGGAGGCAGAGGAAGAGCUUGAAGAACUGGAGAUGAAAACAUGUCCAAAGAAACUUCCAAAACCAAUAAGUGCUUAUGAUUUGGAAUCAAGCGACUAUGAAUAUGAUGAGGAGCUGUUGACAUCCCAAUGGAGGAACAGAUACUCCAUGCCUACUCUUUCAUUUGAUGAUGAAAGUGAGUAUUCAGAGGAAGUGGUUUACACCAAGAGGCCUCAAGACAAACCCAAGGUCUGCCCGAUGAAGCGUGCAGCUCGGGCGAAAGCGAGAUCACGUGCAAACGUCCGCCAGAGUUCAGGGGCCAGGAGCAUGUUACCACCCAAGACCAGGUCCUCCCCAAAAGUUUGCAAACUUGAGCUGGAACCAGAACCAAAGCCCAAGACUUGUCCGAGACGCAAACCUAAACCCAGACCCAAAUCCGUGAGGCAAACAGAUGGAGUUUGCCCCAUGAAAAUGGGGUCAAAGAUCUGA
This is a messenger RNA of Hemiscyllium ocellatum (epaulette shark), 942 nucleotides long. RefSeq names its product salivary gland SP38-40.B protein-like. The coding region runs from base 1 to 942 and encodes 313 amino acids. NCBI's taxonomy places the organism in Eukaryota, Metazoa, Chordata, Chondrichthyes, Orectolobiformes, Hemiscylliidae. The record is from RefSeq and is a predicted model, not a curated record. The transcript has a single exon.